GCACUGCACUGGCAACACCUCACGCUGGUCAUCAUUUCAUGCCUGCAACAAUACGAGAUAUGGAUGAAAAUCUACCGUUAACACAGAUGCUGUACUGCACUGUGGUAGAUAAAAAGGACAAGUCUAAAUUAAUAUGCUACACACAUAAAAAAUCGGGGAUAUUCAAUUUCGGCUUGACAAACGCUUCUGAUGUGUGGGGCACAGACUUCACUGAAGAAACAUUGAAACAGUUUAGACAGAAGUUUGCUUUAAGGUCAACAGAGGAAUUGAUCUGGAAAAUCAGGUCCGCGUGUGGCAGUGGGGGCAUAUCCGUAUUGGUGCAGGAAACCAAUGCAGUGCUUCAUGUUGGGGUCAGUCCAGGAGACCUAAAUGUGAUUCUGUCCAGACUGGGAGACACAGAGGCUAAGGUGGAGCUGAGAGAGCUGCUUUUUAGAAUGGCAGACAGUCAGACCCUUUCAGACAAUACUGCAAAUCCUCCUUCAUUCAGUCCCGGGAAGAGUCCUCAUAACCAGAAUACAGAGUUUGAGCCAAGAAAACAGCAGCAGAGUGGCCAAAAUCUUGCAGUCAAGAAGCGUCUCCCAGGAGAUUCAAUCAUCAAUCCAGGAACUAGGAGAAAGCGUCAAGCGACUGGGGUGGCGUUUGAUGAGGAUGAUGAUCAUUGAUGAUUUUCAAAGAGAAAUUGCCGUCCCCGCUGUCACAUUUCUCCAUCAGACAACUAAGUGCAUGAAUGUUCUUUUAAUCUACAGUACACUAAACCUCACAUUCUACAUAGAUUACUUCAUCACGUUUACAGUAAAAAGCAACCUUUUAAGGACUCAUGGGACUGUUUUCCAAUUGGGACUCAUUCCCUAUUUAGUGCAUUACCUCUGACCAGAGCCAUAUGUAUUGUGGUCAAAAUAGUGCACUAUAUAGGGACUAUGGUGACAUUUGAUACAUAACCUUGAUCAUUACCUCAGUAACUGUCAGAAAACUUGAAACAUGACUUUUUAAAUGUUUUUAAUAUUUAAAUCUAAUACACAUUUUUUAAAAGCAAUUUUCCUUUAUCAAUAUGUAACGUCAAUUUGUUUUAAUGGCAGAAUGCUUAUGAAUAAUAACACUUGUAAUAUGUUAGUCAUCUGCUUAGGACACAUGAAAUAAAAUAGAUGACCUUC
Messenger RNA from Esox lucius (northern pike), 1151 nucleotides. RefSeq names its product PAXX non-homologous end joining factor (gene paxx). Gene Ontology annotation, molecular function: molecular adaptor activity. The transcript is spliced from 7 exons. Gene Ontology annotation, cellular component: nonhomologous end joining complex; nucleus; site of double-strand break. NCBI's taxonomy places the organism in Eukaryota, Metazoa, Chordata, Actinopteri, Esociformes, Esocidae. Bases 39 to 662 code for a protein of 207 amino acids. The record is from RefSeq and is a predicted model, not a curated record. Gene Ontology annotation, biological process: double-strand break repair via nonhomologous end joining.